This is a messenger RNA of Saccharomyces cerevisiae S288C, 1191 nucleotides long. It is a transcript of the gene BOP3, whose product is annotated as Bop3p. NCBI's taxonomy places the organism in Eukaryota, Fungi, Ascomycota, Saccharomycetes, Saccharomycetales, Saccharomycetaceae. The record is from RefSeq and is marked reviewed. Gene Ontology annotation, cellular component: nucleus; cytoplasm. The coding region runs from base 1 to 1191 and encodes 396 amino acids. The transcript has a single exon.
AUGAGUACUUUCAACAGUUACAGCCAGCCAAAGGAAAGCAAUGAUAAUAGUCAUAAUAAUGUCAACAAGAGCAAAUCGCUGUUAGAUAUAAUAUUUGGUACUAAUGUAUCGGAAUGGGCUUUUUCUGAGAAUGCUUUAAUGAAAGCUAUGGAUUUGAAAAUAGAACAAGAAAAGACUAAGCAGCAAUAUUAUAAACUUGAAAACUUGAAUCGUUCGAUAGAGUUGUUUAAGCUUGCUUCCAGUUCAGGUCUGCCCAUAAAUCAAAUACAUAAACUAUUCAACACCGACCAUGGCGUACCGGCGUCUUCGCCGAUGAAGGCAGGGGGCAAUCAACCACAUAACAAUACAGAAGGCACGCAAUCUUCAGAAAAUCUGCCCAGAUUGAAUGGUUCUAUGAAGUCAUUAAAACCUCUAAAUAUGAACACAGUGUCACCAACUCCAAUGAGUCGACAGCCCUCUCCAUAUAAGUUUCCAGCAUCAUCCUCUACCGGCGGUAUAUCACACUCCACAGUUACAAAUGUACAACGAAGAGCUAAUUCUCCUGCAAGAAUAGGUGCAUCCGCAGUUGCUGCGUUGAAUGACAAUAUUUCCAUUAAGGAGGAAGAUGUGGCUAGGCGAAUUCCCUCUGGUACAAAAUCUCAAGAAUCGCCUUUAAACAAGAAGCCGACUUCUCUUCACAGCCGUAACUUGUCACUUCCAAUAGGAAAGUUCACCAAUCCUAAUAUUCCUUCUACAAUGACAUCCAUACUAAGUUUCAAUAGAGACCAACAGCAGCCGCUAUCUCAACCACUGCCUCCUCCUCCACAACAGCAACAGGAUCUCCACACGCACAAUUUACAUACUAUACCAAGGAAACCUGGAAUGGUUCAAAAAAAGCAUAGGCGUGCAAGAUCCACAUCCUCCUUUGGAGUGAUCGAUUUAAGUAUUAUCGAUGAAGCAAAAGAAAAACAAGUACAGAGAUCACCAUCCCCUAUACAUUCUAACGUGUCCGUAGCACUUACCUCACAUGACAAACCAAUUGAAUCCAAUAUGAAGGAACAACCAAAUAUGCUGCAAUCGGUUCGUGAAGGACGUCAAGUACACGAUGACUUGGAUGACAGAACAUGCAGUGAAAGCAGUAGUAGAAACGAAAGCCCCGUAAGAACCAUCACAAAGGAUAAUUCUGUAGGCAAGAUUUUAAAUAGUACUUGA